UCAUAUUUUUUUAUUUUAUUGUAAUAAUUUAAAUGAUUGAUAAAAAUUAUAUUCGACGUUAAAUUAUAUUUAAGUGCACAUAACUAGCUGUGUAUAUAUCUAUAUAAUUUGCUUUAAAGCUGGACUUUGAAGUGAAUUUUCCUUGUAAAGCGCCUGCCGUAUUCCGGGUCGUGUAGUUUACCUUUAUACCACAGCAGGCAGGAUGUGGCUGUCCACUUAUUCCUCGUUAUUAUGGUUAUUUGUUAUUGUUGACGUUAACCGCGGCGUGUUCGGGCUUCAGGACGUGACUGGAGAUUUAUUCGGGCAGGAGAAUGCAGGCACCGUGGCCGCGUUUGGAGAUUUUAACUCGGAUAAACAGACUGACUUGUUCGUCAUCCGGGAAGACUCGGAGCUGGUGAUUUUCCUGGCUGAUGUUAAAACGCCGUAUUUCAAACCCAAAAUACACGUGAAGAAAGAUGCGUUUCCAAGUGGUGUCAGUGUGAUCAGCAGUGUGGUUCCAGCUGAUUAUGAUGGAGAUUCUCAGAUGGAUGUUCUGCUCACUGGCCACACAACGGGUUCAGACCUGCAGCAAACCACCGUCUUCAUCUUCUGGGGGAACAACCAAACUCUAAAUCAGAGCGCCAGAGUUGACCUGAACCGGACCUUUAAGGACCAGCCUCUUGUUAUGGACUUUAAUGGCGAUAUGGUCCCGGAUAUAUUCGGGGUGGUGGACCAAUCCACAGAGGUCUGCUAUCUGCGCGACAGGAAACCGAAGUGUGAGAAAGCUCUCGGUGCCGACGUGCAGAUCCGCGUUCCUCACUCCAACGCCUUCAUCGACCUUAACAAGGACUUCACGGCUGAUUUGUUUCUCAGCACGGGAUCGACUCCAGCAUUCGGGUUUGAGACUUGGAUCAAUACGGAUGGAAACUUCACCAGGAACUUCAUUAUAAAGGCACCAGAGAAUGUUCAAAAAGUAGGCCAGUCUGCUUUCGUCGAUUUUGAUGGUGACGGUUCUCAGGAUCACCUCCUGCCUGUUUGUAUGGACGCUGGAUGUUCAAAAAGUGCCAUUUACUUGGCGAAGCCUGGACUGUCUGAGUGGGUUCCAGUGCUGACAGACUUCCAGAGAAAGGACUCUGUAUGGGGAUUCGUUCCUCCUCCGGACACGCCCUUGGCAGACGAGUUUCAUCCCCUCAUCACGUUACACCUGGGCGACUACAACCUGGACGGCUUCCCUGACGCUCUUGUCAUCCUGAGAAACACCAGCAACAGUGCUCAGCAGCAGGCGUUUCUCCUGGAGAACGUGGAGUGCAGUAACGUCAGCUGUAAAGACGUGGGACGUAUGUUCCGCGUGCACUGGGACCAGUCGGACCUGAACGCCAUUCCCAAAGCCGUCGUGGCCACGUUCUUCGACAUCUACGAGGACGGAAUUCUAGACAUGAUCGUGCUGAGCCGGACUGAGGGGAAGAAGGAGCUCACCAUCCACGCCCUGAAGAACAACUUCGAGGCUGACGCUUAUUUCGUCAAAGUAAUCGUACUCAGUGGCCUGUGCUCCAAUGACUGUCCUGACAAAGUGAAGCCAUUCGGUGUGAAUCAGCCUGGUCCAUAUGUCAUGUACACGUCAGUGGACUCGAACGGCUACCUGAAGAACGCCUCCGCGGGUCAGCUGAGUCAGUCAGCUCAUCUCUCUCUCCAGCUUCCCUACACCGUCCUGGGUCUCGGCCGCAGUGCCAACUUCCUGGAUCACCUUUUUGUCGGCAUCCCCCGACCCCCUGGAGUCAAGGACAUAAGGAAACAGGAAUGGACUGCCAUCAUCCCCAACUCUCAGCUCAUAGUCAUCCCUUAUCCCAAUAGUGACCCUCGCAGUUGGAGUGCUAAACUCUAUCUGACUCCCAGUAAUAUUGUGUUGCUGACAGCCGUGGCGUUGAUCGGAGUGUGUGUUUUUAUUCUGAUCAUCAUUGGAGUGCUGCACUGGCAAGAGAAGAAAGCAGACGAUCGCGAGAAGAGACAGGAAGCUCAUCGCUUUCACUUUGACGCCAUGUGAGGAACCAAAGUGCAUCAUGGAACUAAAAAAGAAGGUCCAUCAUAAGCAUUCAUCUCACUGAAAGGGUUUAUUUAUUAAUUUAUUUGACAUGAGGAUAUGAUUUUUAUUUGUUCCAGUUGAAUGUGUGAGAUUUAGGGAAAGUCACGGUUAUUAUUAACUACUGAUUUUUUUUUUUCCUUUGUAUUUGUAUAUAAUGAAUGUUUACUUGAAGGUUAAAGCAUUACAGUAUGUGCUUAUAGGUGACGCAAACAGGUAGUAUUAAUUUCUGCAAUAAUCAAAAGAAGGUUUCAGUGCCAUCGUAUUUAUCAUUCUGGCAUAAAGUGUUGUGUUUUUCUUUUUCUGAUACAGCAAAAGGGAAAAAUGUGUUUAAUCUUGGGCAAAAGAUAAACACUGGGACCAGUUAUGGAAAUUGAGUGUUUAAUUUUGGUGCUUGUUUUGAUGUACUUUAACAGAAUGACUGCACUGAUGUGCCUAGGUAUAAAACACAAAAAUCUUUCCUGUGUUAAACAGUGAGGUACGCUGAAACAAGCUAUUGGACUCGGGCAGUUUCUACUGUUUUGGUUUUCUCUAACAGCAUGUUCCUUUUCAUCUUUGGCAAAUGACAUCAAUAAACCAAGGUGUUUUUGGUGAUA
Messenger RNA from Silurus meridionalis, 2652 nucleotides. RefSeq names its product integrin alpha FG-GAP repeat containing 1 (gene itfg1). NCBI's taxonomy places the organism in Eukaryota, Metazoa, Chordata, Actinopteri, Siluriformes, Siluridae. The coding region runs from base 203 to 2020 and encodes 605 amino acids. Gene Ontology annotation, cellular component: plasma membrane. The transcript has 18 exons. The record is from RefSeq and is a predicted model, not a curated record.